GCUCAAAAAGUUAAAUACCUGCAUGAUCAUCGCACUGAUCCGUGUGCUACAGCUACAGGAGUUCCCUGACUCUAUCCUCCUCCAUAUCUGUCUCUCUCCUCUACUACCUCCCAGGCUUCAUUUGCGGUGUCUAUUUUCUUGCUUACAAAGUUUAAUGCAUUAGAAACGACUUAUUGGAGUGUGCUCUACUUGCACCGUUCAUGGUAAUUAUAUUUCGGCGUCAAGACGUACUGAAAUUAUAUUUACAGACGUAUUUGCAUUAUUUGCAUCCAUUCUUAGAUUUGUCUCUCACUGAUAACCUGCAAACUACGACUCUAGAACAUCAUGGCCACUUCUACAACAAAUAAGAAAAUGAAUCUCUCAUGGAAGCGCGUGGCUGGCGCGCCACGUGCCUCGAAGACUGCAGGUCAUGCGUAUAUCCAGAACGAAGCUUCUGGUUCGGCGUUUGUCUACCUAGCUGCAGAGAAGUCGCAAACCCUUGUCAUCGUUUCUGAUCGAGGUGUGCGCGAAGUGCCAUACGCGAAACCAUGCAAACAAAUAAUUGCUGCAAGAAAGAAUGAAGCCAAGGGGGGUGUGAUCGAGGUACUUACUUCAUCCUUAUACUUCGUAUAAAAAGAUCUGUUGUGGCUGUUCAUCUUCAAGGGGAAAAAGUUCUAUCAAAAUUGGUCUUCGUUCAUUCGCGUUUGAAGAUCAUUCGCUUACUUAUGGAAACCUCACAUAUUGCCAUCAAUACAAUCUUUAGGUUGACUUGCUAGAAACUGCGCGCAUGCUGGUGCGGGUCACGAUCAGCGGGAACAGCGUUACGAACGUGAGCAGACGCGAACUCUCGAGCAAUUGCGUAGCCAGUGAUAAUGGCUUCCUGCUUUGCGACGACAACAUGCUGAGCCAAGUGUCGCAUUUCUUCCCAGAAGAUGUUGAUACCGCUUCCCAGAAGAUGUUGGCAGAGGAGGCCACUACUGGUAAAGAGGCUGCCCUGAUCACCACGACGACUUCAACGCAACUACCGGUGAAUCUCAAUAUUGGGUCGGCUUUGUCUGCUAACUUCCAUGGAGGAAUGAGGAGAAAAAAUGGUUCUAACAGCAAGAAAGGACAAGAUGAAGAUGGCGAGAAAGACCUUCAAGACCACGUGAGCAGCAGUCAGCGACAUGUAGUCCAGAUACGUGCGAUCAAGGACCCAAGUGGCACUGUGGUCGAUAUGUUGUUGCUUGUUGCUACGAAGACUGCAGUUUUUGCUGUGCGCUUAGAGGUAUGCACUCACGAUAAUUCUUGUCUCGUGUCCGGGUCGCGUCAGCUCAAUAUCAGUCCUCACAACUACGUGGUGGUCGGCGGCAACCUGAUGAUGUCCGAUUCUCCUUCUACGUCCACGACCGCAAGUAAAAAUAUCACUGCAGAAGCAACAUUGAACCCACAUACUGGAGCGAUGCUGGUUGGAAACAAAACUACGGAAGGUACUCACUUGACUGUAGUCGAACUGGGUGAAGAACGAGGCAGCAUUGGCGUGUGGCCGUAUACUCGUAGUUCUACGUCUAACUCUGCGAAGAAAACCCUUAUCGUGCGAUCAUGCAGUACUAGAACUGGAAGCCCCAUGCUUCUCGAAGUUUCAGGUGAAAAUUUCUCACUGCGCAAUUAUCGCACUGGCAUGGAGUUUCUCAGCGGGGAUGAUGUGCAGUGCGACAAAAUUACAGCAGACGGGGAUGAUGUGGACUUCAUUUUUGGCGCGACUGCUGGUGCUGAGAAAGCAGAGAAUGCCAAUGCCGAUAAAGAACACCAGAGUAACAGUCGAGAAGACAGGAUCAUCGUUGCGACAUCCGAGGGCGUUUUUGCAUUAACAGUAGAAGUAGCAGGAGAGGAAGCUGAGGAGCCUAGUUUUUCGCUUGCCAGCCUUGUUGGCGCAGGACGGAAACGAACGAGAGAAGAGACAGAGGAGGAAGGCGAAAAAACGACAAAACGAAAAGUACUUACUAUCUGAGGUUUGAAUCAUGGAGGAUGUUUUUAAAUGGAUGAUGUUUUUAUCGAUAAUUGGUUUGAAUGGAGGAUGUUUUUAUAAAUAUUCAACUUCAACAUGUGGUCUGUCUAAUUGUGUUUGUCUAUCAUAUAAGACUUGUUAUGAUGGAGAUCAUUGAGUAAGUCAAUCAUUCCGAAUGAUGAUAUAUUGAUAUUUCAACAAGCAGCUCCUCUCACACAUUUUUUUCAUCUCUGAAAAAUGAAUCCAAAGGUUUCCAAACUCGACGUCGCGGCGCGCGCUUUGCGCAGUGCGCGAUUGUCAGCGAAGAUUAGGGAGAAAGACGCAGUCGCUAUGGUCGUAAAACAGCCGUCUUUGCUAGCGACGCUUGUCAGUUACUACAGAUACAACAGCGACGUCAUGCUCACAGCGCUGAGGGAAGGUUUAUCGCAGUCAGAGGGUCUUCGGUGGCUCGAAGCUCUAGCAAGAUGGCUAGAAUAUCACGAGAGCUGCGGAUAUGCAGCCAGCGGACGCGCACCAGAAGGAUCUUCCUCUACUUCAACAUCUUCUUCUACGACCAGCCAGCUCCCAACAUGUGCCGCUUUGAUUCCUUCCGCUGCUAGGGUGAUUUCAAUGGUUGAGAUCCUCAUUGACGCGAAGUUCCUAGAAUGGUGCUAUUUCGUGCCAGCAAGUGCAAGGAACUUCGUCGCACUCCUGGAAAAAUGCAAACUGUUAGUGGACAAGGCAAAUAGGGGCAGCGACGAGUUGCGUGUUCGCGUCAUGCCACUGUAUGCGGAAUUGAUAGACAUCAUGUCGAGGGACUGCAAGACCAAGGCAGAUGCGGAGGCGAAAAAGAUGAAGAACUCUUCGAAAAGAGAAUCAGCAUCCACCUCUGUAGAUGAGAGCAACACGAAACCACUGUUGGCAGAGGCCUACACACCGCAUUCACAUGAUAAGCCAUAUGAAAUCUUCCGCUUGGAAUUCUAA
Amoebophrya sp. A25 is the source of this 2929-nucleotide messenger RNA. The record is from the annotation of a GenBank genome assembly. Lineage: Eukaryota; Dinophyceae; Syndiniales; Amoebophryaceae.